Messenger RNA from Cynocephalus volans (Philippine flying lemur), 795 nucleotides. RefSeq names its product neurotrophin 3 (gene NTF3). Gene Ontology annotation, biological process: modulation of chemical synaptic transmission; neuron projection morphogenesis; regulation of neuron differentiation. NCBI's taxonomy places the organism in Eukaryota, Metazoa, Chordata, Mammalia, Dermoptera, Cynocephalidae. The record is from RefSeq and is a predicted model, not a curated record. The coding region runs from base 22 to 795 and encodes 257 amino acids. Gene Ontology annotation, cellular component: synaptic vesicle; axon; dendrite. Gene Ontology annotation, molecular function: nerve growth factor receptor binding; growth factor activity. The transcript has a single exon.
AUCUUACAGGUGAACAAGGUGAUGUCCAUCUUGUUUUAUGUGAUAUUUCUUGCUUAUCUCCGUGGCAUCCAAGGGAACAACAUGGAUCAAAGGAGUUUGCCAGAAGACUCGCUAAAUUCCCUGAUUAUUAAACUGAUCCAGGCAGAUAUUUUGAAAAACAAGCUCUCCAAGCAGAUGGUGGACGUUAAGGAAAAUUACCAGAGCACCCUGCCGAAAGCAGAGGCCUCCCGAGAGCCGGAGCAGGGAGAGCCUGCCAAGUCCGAAUUCCAGCCAAUGAUUGCAAUGGACACCGAGUUGCUGCGGCAACAGAGACGCUACAACUCACCCCGGGUCCUGCUGAGUGACAGCACCCCCUUGGAGCCCCCACCCUUGUAUCUCACGGAGGACUACGUGGGCAGCCCCGCGGCAGCCAACAGAACGUCGCGGCAGAAGCGGUAUGCAGAGCAUAAGAGUCACCGAGGGGAGUACUCGGUAUGUGACAGUGAGAGUUUGUGGGUGACCGACAAGUCAUCAGCCAUCGACAUUCGGGGACACCAGGUCACUGUGCUGGGGGAGAUCAAAACCGGCAACUCUCCCGUCAAACAAUAUUUUUAUGAAACGAGAUGUAAAGAGGCCAGGCCAGUUAAAAACGGUUGCAGGGGGAUCGAUGACAAACACUGGAACUCUCAGUGCAAAACAUCCCAAACCUACGUUCGAGCACUGACUUCAGAAAAUAACAAACUGGUAGGCUGGCGAUGGAUACGGAUAGACACCUCCUGCGUGUGUGCCUUGUCGAGAAAAAUUGGAAGAACGUGA